Messenger RNA from Amoebophrya sp. A25, 1160 nucleotides. NCBI's taxonomy places the organism in Eukaryota, Dinophyceae, Syndiniales, Amoebophryaceae. The record is from the annotation of a GenBank genome assembly.
UAGAACUAGAAAAUGAAGUUUUAAAGUUGUGCCUUCAUGUAGAUGGCCUCGGCGAGGUGGGUGUAGUAUUAAAAUUAAUGGAAUAAUGCAUUUUUGGCGUUGAUGACGUAUCAAUCGGGCUCGGGGAUUCGUUCUUGGUGCUUGAAGGGGACGGUGGCCAGUGGGUGCUUCUCUUGGCCAGACAAGCGACAACAGCGUCAAGUAGAAAGAGUCUACGUUUUGAUGACUCGGUUGACUUGAAAAUCGGCGCCGUGGAACUGGAACUCGACGAACUGGUGAUACGGCCAGAAGAUACAGCACUCAGUACAGGAUGCACGUUAGCGACGUGGUUAUACCAGCACGAUUUUCGUGCACGAUCGCACAAUUAGUAUUCGUUCUGGCACUGUUGCAAGACCGGAAACCCUACCUCCUCCAGUCGCUACCGAAAAACUACACGCAGGAUCAGUAUAUUGAUUCUUAGACGACAUAGUUGAUGUCCUUGUCUAGUUCAACGACAUAGUUGAUGUCCUUGUCUAUUUGAUGUCCUUGUCCUUGUCGUUCUACUUUUAGGGCAUUGGCUUCUAGUCAACCAAAAACUCAUGAUCGUCACAUCAAGAUAACACUGCUGCUCUUCUAAAAACUACUACGUGCCUACUUCUACUGCUCUACUCUACUAGUGCUACUUCAUUAGGUAUGAUACCUUCGACAGCGAAUUCACCGGAGCCUUGGGUUUCGCGACAGCUUGCGGGAUACUCGAAACUCUCAGCGUUGUGAUGGUCGGCUCAAUUAAGACAAAGGUUUGUUGACAUUCAGUUCUUGAUAUCAUGGAAAAAAUAUCGAUGAUAACGAACAAGAACUUCAUCUUCAUCUUCUGCAUAAGGCCUCACCCUCUAAUUCCCCUCUCCUCCUGAAUAAAGCUUGCUUCGUGCAGUUUUGUUUUCACUUUUGUGGAGCGAUCGCGACCUUCGCAUUUGGUAUGGCUAAUUCUCACUUCGACUAUUUCUGGGAAAUUUUGGUUCUCUUCACGUUAUUACCUGCACUCUUGGAGGUUGCUUCACUCUUUUAUCUGCAUAUAACGCAAGUUCAUGGACCAUAUUUUUAGCACGUAGAUGAAAAAAUCCUCUCUGGUGCUAUUGAGAAAUAGGAUGGAUCCACCAUGAUUUUCAUCUCGAUAACAUAGC